AUGACAUAGGUGUUUGCAUCUGGGCAGGGCUGUCAGAAGACCUGUGCCGUAGCAAACUUCUUCCUGUUGAUUCUGCCUGAAGUUCUUUGCUCGAACGAUUUCUUUUGCAAGAAUGCUGGUGAAUCCCAUUUGUGUGCUCACCCGUAGCUCUUUUGCAUCGAGCUGCAUUCCCUCUUGGUGACCUGUAUUGCAGCUUGUACCCUUCUAGUGCCUGGAGGCACAGUCGGAAGUAGAGACACGUCUUUCUUCGUGGCAGCAUGCCAUGGUGGGAAAGAAGAUGGUGAACUAGAUAAAUAUGCACCCAGGAUAGCAGACAGCAGUUGGAGUAUAGACAGGGCAGGUGACGGGGUGGGGGGGGGGAGGUGGUGGUGGUGGUGGUGUAUGUGGGUGUGUGAUUUCAGAAAGGGUAGCCAGGAAAACCUCACUAGCAGGGAGUAGGGGAUGAGACGCACGGCUCUGUGGAGUGUCCCAGGCAGUAGAAGCUGGAGGUACAAAGGCUGGUGGCUUCCCCAGCGAGGACAGAUAUGGGACAGAGCAUCUGAAGUUGAAGAUUAGGAGCUUAGGCAGGUCUGGCACAGACACUGUGCCUAGAGGCCUGAGGUGACAGGUGGGCUACAGUUAGGGUGGAGUUGAUUUCAGGAGAGGUGUGGCAGGAACCAAGGACUCCGUUCCUUUUGACUUUUAAUUUUUUUUUUUUAACUGAAGUUAAAAUAGACAUGAAAAUGAAGCAGGAAGUUCAGUAGGUUUUUGAGUUUGUUGUUGUGCAGCCUUCCUCAAGGGGCUUCCUGACCUGCAAUACUAAAACUCCAUGUCCACUGCCAAGCAAUCUUUAUUUUUAUUUAUUUAUUUAUUUAUUUAUUUAUUUAUUUAUUUAUUAAAAGCCCCUGAUUUUGCAACCACUUUUAUAUUUUACUUUUUGGUGCCUGCCCACCCUCCUUUCCUUCCUUUUGAAACAGGGACUCAUCAUAUAGCCUAGGGUACCUAGAACUCUCUAGAACUUGCCAUCAAACUUGCAAUCCUCAGGGCUAGGGUUAGGAUUAGAUUCUGGCACCCACGUAAUGCUAGGCAUUCUGAAAUGCCCUUAGCUCUAGCGCUGAGAGAUCUAAUAAUACCCUCUUCAAGCCUUCACAUGUGCACAGGUUUGCAUUACACACACACACACACACACACACACACUCAAAGUAAAUCUUUUUAAAAAUUUAUAAUUGUUAGUGCUAAGAAUGCUAUUUUGUAUGUGUUGUACAAAAUGAUAAAAGUAUGGUUAGGGCCAUGUACAAACUGUUGGAAAUUCUAUCCUAAUUUAAAAGAGAAUUCUUUGAACAAUGUGUGUGUGUGUGUGUGUGUGUGUGUGUGUGUGUGUGUGUGUGAAACUGAGAUCAUCAACUGAAACAGCAAUUUUUAAAAUGUAAUAUUUGAAUAUAUUUCAGAGAUGAACUAGUAUGAUCCAUGUUCAGCAAUGACCGGAAAGUUUAGAAGUCUUUGCUUUUUAGAGUUAAACAAUUACCUUUCUAUAAGAACAGAGAGCUUGCACAAUGGUAGGCAUAUGGGUGUAUAAAAUAGGUAUACAAAAUAAACCUACUGACAACAGGCCAUCAAUUACUUUGAAACAUUUCUUUGGUGUAUAUACAAAUCGUACAGUAAAAGCACUGGCGUUUGUAACUGACAGUCGUUUCAAAUGUAAGCUGAGAUGUCUUUCUGUAGCGUGCGGACACACACAGCACAGCCAUUGGUAUUCAGACCCUGGGCUGCAGUAAGUCCACGUGAUCCACCAUGGGUAUGUGCAAUUGGGAGCACUAGUGACACCUUCAAUUUUGAAUUACUAUUUUGUCAGUGUACAUUCAGAAACCUACUACCGAGUUUUCCCCUCCUCCAUGCAUCCAUUCAGUUAUACGAUCACACAUACGGUGGCACACACAGCUUAGGCAACUCUACUUUAUCCCUAGUUUUCUUUAAUCAUCUGCCACUAGACAUUUGGGUUGCUUCACCUUUUGAAUAUUCUGAACACUACUUCUGUGAACACAUGAAAGUGUGCCCUUGAGACCUGCCUUCUGUUUUGGGGGUGUUGAACAGUGGUGAUUCUGAAUGGCUAUGAUUGAGGUAACUCUUCAGCCAUACUGUUUGCUGCAGAUCUUCACUCCACACUGCUUGCUGCCAUCCAUUUUCUCCACAUUCUCUUGUGUGCCUUUGAUAGCAGCUACCAUAACUUGGAUUUAUGUUUCCCUCAGGAACACUGAUGCCUACUGGGCAUUUGUGUAUCUUCUUCAGGAAAUGUCUAUUUAAGUCCUCUGCUGAUUACAAACAUUUUUGUGUUCUUUAUGUAUAUGCAUGUUUAUGCGACUGCAUGCCAUGUCUGAGGUGGCUGUAGAUGGUAUCUCCCUUGAGCUGCUGUUGCAGGCCCUUGUGAGCACCCUGACAUUCAUGAUGGAAACUGAGCUCUCUCUCCAGCCCUCUUUGCUGAUAUUUUAAUCGAUGUUUUGUUGUUGAAUUGUAGUGGUUCCUUAUCAAUACCUAAACCCAGAAUGCUUAAGUUCUAUAUGCAAACUAAUGCAGGAUUUGUAUGUCCUGUCUACAGUACUCGAAGUGUCUGGAUUACAUUUAAUACCCAGUGCCGUUCAAAUACUUAGUAAAUAGUUGUCUUACUCAUACGAUAUUGCUUUGGGAAUGGUGAGAAGACUGCGUGUGUGCAGUACAGGUGAGACGCCUUUUUUCCUCCUGAGUAUCUUGUGAAUGCAUUUGUUUAAAUCAGCAGGCGUGGGACCCACAGGAUCUAAGUUGACUUUGCUUCGCCCUUACUCUGAUGCUUGAUUUGUGGGUGUCUCCCCCUGCCUCACAUGUGACCCCAUUGGUUCCUUCAGCUGCUGGCUUGGGAGCUGACUACAGGUGGCAUUGCUCACGUGGCUGUCUUUGCUGACCAGUAGACGUUUCUCUUGAUGCGGUGCCUGGCUCCUGUCCCCCUUUUUUGGUGGCUACCCCUUUCUCUUGGCCCACUGAGUGCCUCCUGGUUUGGUUCAGCCUGACGGGCCAGCUCUUAAGUCUGACCCAGCGCCUGAUCUCCCCACCUGGCUCUUCCUGCCUCAGUCCUCUCUUUAGGCCUUUCCUGAAGACUUAUACCCUGUUUUGCCCAUAGCGGACGGAGCUCAUACCUCACGCCCACAGUCUCUUCAUCUCCAUGGCUGCUGCUCUGUUCAGUGGGGAACUUUUCCCACUGUGUAAAAAUGUCUUGUCUUCUUAACAGCGGCAUCUAACCAGAAUGGGGGCCUAGAAUUCAAUUCAGGGGAUAAAUAUACUGCCAAGAAAGAAGAAAAAGUGUAAGACAGAAGACAAAGACAGAGGGGAGGUGUGGGGAGAGAAGAGAGGCAAGACUGACACAGGGCUUGCUUGUGUCAGGCUUCAGAGUGCCAGACUCUUUUGUGGAGCCUGUCUUCUCUGUCCAGGUCCUCUGUCCCUGGCUUCCUGGUACUAUAUUCAGAGUUCCCGGAUGAGGCCCAGUGCUGUGGCCUUUAUUUCUUGUUCUUUUUCUUCCCAUACUUUACAUAAUAAAGCUUCUAUUUUUCUUUUGGAGUCAGAAAACUGAAGAGACCGCCUUUAUUAAAGACUUUAAUAAAGAAGUCAGGAAGUAGCUUGGGGAGGAGCCUAGAGAGCUAAAGGGACAGGAUUGCUCCUCUCUGGGAAGUCUGUCGCUCCCUCAGCACAGUUGUGCAAAUGCAUUUUGAGUUUCAGGGCCUGGGAGACUUGUGAAGAGAACAAAGGGGCCUGGGAGUCCAGAGCUUCUGGGAAAGAGGUCCUUGUUUAUGCCUGUUGGAACUGAUUUGGUCAAGUGUUUGUUUAAAGGAGAUGCCACCAAGCUUUUUUGGUUUUUGUUCCAGAAGGCUUCUGAUUGGCUGGAGAGCUGCCCCUGUUUACUCAUAGCUGGCAGAGUGUGUGCCUGGGACCCGCAGUCUCAGCACUUCCACCCAGCAAACUUUUCACUGUGGCCCAACUAGGCAGCCAAACCCACACCAGUGCGCCCGCCCCUGCCCGCACCCGGUUGUCUGUUGCCUUUCUCCUGAUGAGUGCUAACGCUGGCUAGUUAGGUUUUGGGUUUUGCACAGAGAGGAUUAAAGGUGUGGAUAAAUCAUGCCAAGGAAGUUAAGCACCAGCAGUACUCCCCAGAAUUUUCAGAGUGGUUUCAGGCAGCACAACAAGAUCCUUAGUGUGGAUGGGAGCCAGCUGAAGUCGUACCUGUCCUUGGAAGUGCUGGAUCUGAGUUCCAACAACAUCACGGAAAUUCGGAGCUCCUGUUUCCCGAACGGCCUGCGUAUAAGGGAACUCAACUUGGCGAGCAACCGCAUCAGCAUCCUGGAGUCUGGAGCAUUUGAUGGUCUGUCGCGGUCACUGCUGACUCUCCGUCUGAGCAAAAACAGGAUCACCCAGCUUCCUGUGAAAGCGUUCAAGCUACCCAGGCUGACACAACUAGACCUGAAUCGGAAUCGGAUUCGGCUGAUUGAAGGCCUCACGUUCCAGGGGCUCGACAGCUUAGAGGUGCUGAGGCUUCAGAGGAACAACAUCAGCAGGCUGACGGACGGGGCCUUCUGGGGGCUGUCUAAGAUGCACGUGCUGCACCUGGAGUACAACAGUCUGGUGGAAGUGAACAGUGGCUCCCUCUAUGGCCUCACAGCCCUGCACCAGCUGCACCUCAGCAACAACUCCAUCUCUCGAAUUCAGCGUGAUGGCUGGAGCUUCUGCCAAAAGCUGCAUGAGUUGAUUCUGUCCUUCAACAACCUCACGCGGCUGGAUGAGGAGAGUCUAGCGGAGUUGAGCAGCCUCAGUAUCCUGCGCCUCAGUCACAACGCCAUCAGUCACAUUGCUGAAGGCGCCUUCAAGGGACUCAAGAGUCUGCGGGUCUUGGACCUGGACCAUAACGAGAUCUCGGGUACAAUCGAGGAUACCAGUGGUGCCUUUACGGGGCUUGACAACCUCAGCAAGCUGACUCUGUUUGGAAACAAGAUCAAAUCUGUGGCUAAGAGAGCCUUCUCGGGCCUGGAAAGCCUGGAACACCUGAACCUUGGAGAGAAUGCAAUCAGGUCUGUCCAGUUUGAUGCCUUUGCAAAGAUGAAGAACCUUAAAGAGCUCUACAUCAGCAGUGAGAGCUUCCUGUGUGACUGCCAGCUCAAGUGGCUGCCCCCAUGGCUAAUGGGUAGGAUGCUGCAGGCCUUUGUGACAGCCACCUGUGCCCAUCCAGAGUCGCUGAAGGGCCAGAGCAUUUUCUCAGUGCUGCCAGACAGCUUUGUGUGUGAUGACUUUCCAAAGCCACAGAUCAUCACCCAGCCUGAGACGACCAUGGCUGUGGUGGGCAAGGACAUCCGUUUCACAUGCUCCGCAGCCAGCAGCAGCAGCUCACCAAUGACCUUCGCCUGGAAGAAGGACAAUGAGGUCCUGGCCAAUGCAGACAUGGAGAACUUUGCCCACGUCCGUGCACAGGACGGCGAAGUGAUGGAGUAUACCACUAUCCUGCACCUCCGUCACGUCACCUUUGGGCACGAGGGCCGCUACCAGUGUAUCAUCACAAACCACUUUGGCUCCACAUACUCCCACAAAGCCAGGCUCACUGUGAAUGUGUUGCCAUCAUUCACUAAAAUACCCCAUGACAUUGCCAUCCGGACUGGCACCACAGCCCGCCUCGAGUGUGCUGCCACGGGCCACCCUAACCCUCAGAUUGCCUGGCAGAAGGAUGGAGGCACCGAUUUCCCGGCAGCUCGUGAGCGACGCAUGCAUGUUAUGCCAGACGAUGAUGUGUUCUUCAUCACUGAUGUGAAAAUAGACGACAUGGGGGUCUACAGCUGCACUGCCCAGAACUCGGCAGGCUCGGUUUCAGCCAACGCUACCCUCACAGUCUUAGAAACUCCAUCCUUGGCAGUGCCUCUGGAAGACCGUGUGGUAACUGUGGGAGAAACAGUGGCCUUCCAGUGCAAAGCAACCGGGAGCCCCACACCACGCAUCACCUGGCUUAAGGGAGGUCGCCCAUUGAGCCUCACAGAGCGCCACCAUUUCACUCCAGGCAACCAGCUGCUGGUUGUUCAGAAUGUGAUGAUAGACGAUGCAGGGCGGUAUACCUGUGAGAUGUCUAAUCCCCUGGGCACUGAGCGAGCACAUAGCCAGCUGAGCAUUUUACCUACCCCUGGCUGCCGGAAGGAUGGGACCACCGUAGGCAUCUUCACCAUUGCUGUGGUGUGCAGUAUUGUCCUGACCUCGCUGGUGUGGGUGUGCAUCAUCUACCAGACCAGGAAGAAGAGCGAGGAGUACAGCGUCACUAACACAGAUGAAACCAUUGUGCCUCCAGAUGUUCCAAGCUACCUCUCCUCUCAGGGAACCCUUUCUGACCGGCAGGAAACUGUGGUCAGGACUGAGGGUGGUCAUCAGGCCAAUGGGCACAUUGAAAGCAAUGGUGUGUGUCUGAGAGACCCGAGCCUCUUCCCAGAGGUCGACAUUCAUAGCACUACAUGCAGGCAGCCCAAGCUGUGUGUUGGAUACACUAGAGAGCCCUGGAAGGUGACGGAGAAAGCCGACAGGACAGCUGCCCCACAUACAACAGCACACAGUGGCUCUGCUGUAUGUAGUGACUGCAGUACUGACACAGCCUACCAUCCCCAGCCUGUGCCCAGAGACAGUGGGCAGCCAGGCACAGCGAGCAGCCAAGAGCUCAGGCAGCAUGACCGGGAAUAUUCUCCACACCAUCCUUACAGUGGGACUGCGGAUGGGUCUCAUACCCUCUCUGGGGGGUCCCUCUAUCCAAGCAACCAUGACAGAAUACUGCCAUCCUUGAAGAACAAGGCGGCGUCUGCAGAUGGGAACGGAGAUUCCUCUUGGACUUUAGCAAAGUUACAUGAAGCAGACUGCAUAGACCUAAAGCCUUCUCCUACGUUAGCUUCAGGCAGCCCAGAGCUCAUGGAAGACGCCAUAUCUACUGAAGCCCAGCACUUGCUUGUUUCCAAUGGCCACCUCCCCAAGGCCUGUGACUCCAGCCCUGAAUCUGUGCCACUGAAAGGGCAGAUCACUGGGAAACGGAGGGGACCACUGCUAUUGGCACCGAGAAGCUAGGCUUCAUCUACCUCAGCUCUUUUAAAGCAGUCGCUACAGGAAAGAGGUAGGAGAGGCCGUGGAAAGCUUGUGUCCAGACGUCACUCCGGACAGUCCGACUUCCGUGUGGAAUGUCAGUCAGUCGGCUAGAGGAGUGGCAUCUGGAGCUCAGAAACGUGAGAGACUAUUUGUGUACAAAAGGCAGGAAAAAGUAUUUGAUACCACUGUACAUAAGAGUUUUCAGAGAUUUCAUAUAUAUUAUAUAUCUUUUACAGAGACUAUUUUAAUCCUUAGCGCAUGGGUCCCGCUUUUGGUGAUAUUUUCACAUUAGGUUGCUGUCUAAUUUUGGAGAGGGUCAGGAAUCGUUCUGGUGCCUUAAUGCACAGCUGGAAUUCAGGUAAACACAUCAGCUGUUGCUGGCGGUUGGAAAGGAGGGCAUCUUGGCUGUGUGGCACUUAGUGGUCAGAUUCGAGUGCACUGGCCAGACCUAUGCAGGCGUGGUGUUGGCAGCCUCACUGUAGAGCAGGGUGCACGGGUCUGUAGUUGAGGACGAGAUUGAGAGCUGUUAAUCCACCAAAUGCAAUGGCUCAGAACAAUUAAGCACUGCCUUUCGUCUUUCUUUGUAACUCACUUGGUAAAAGCAAAUGUCUUGUCUCCUUCAGUGGUUCUUUGAAGCUUAGUGAGGCGGAGGCUGCCAGUGUUGGUACCUGUGGAUUUUCCAAUAGUGAGGGUUAGCUCUGCCUCCAGGGCCCGCUAAGUUCUGCUGAGCAGGCCUGUCCACGCUGUUCCUUACCGGUGAGACUGGGCUUGGACUGUACAAGACUUGAGUCCUAGACCUGGGUGUAUUUGCACUUUGGGGCCCUGUUGCUAGCCAUCUUGUGAGUGCCAAUGUAUAAUGCAGUAAAGACUACAUGGAAACACAAACUCAGUCCUUAAAACCCCAGGAGUUGAGGGGAAGUGUUGGCACAGUGAUGGCCUGUGUCACCGUGUAGUGUCAUAGGCCAUCACUGUGCCAGAGCAAGCACGCUGAGAAGGCUAGUCUCCAUAGUUGAUGGUUAAUGUUACUUCCACAAAAUAUGUGAAUUUGCUGCUUCUGAGAGGCAAUGUGAAAGAGGAAGUAUUACUUUUUAUGUACAGAGUUAUUUAUUUAUAGAAAUUUUGGUACAGUGUACAUUGAAAACAUGUAAAAUAUUGAAGUGUCUAACAAAUGGCAUAAAGUGUCUUUAAUAAAGGUUCAUUUAUAAAUACUAA
Messenger RNA from Mus musculus (house mouse), 8307 nucleotides. It is a transcript of the gene Lrig1, whose product is annotated as leucine-rich repeats and immunoglobulin-like domains 1. The coding region runs from base 4117 to 7077 and encodes 986 amino acids. Gene Ontology annotation, biological process: otolith morphogenesis. Gene Ontology annotation, cellular component: plasma membrane. Lineage: Eukaryota; Metazoa; Chordata; Mammalia; Rodentia; Muridae. The record is from RefSeq and is a predicted model, not a curated record. The transcript is spliced from 17 exons.